Xyrichtys novacula (pearly razorfish) is the source of this 6803-nucleotide messenger RNA. The record is from the annotation of a GenBank genome assembly. NCBI's taxonomy places the organism in Eukaryota, Metazoa, Chordata, Actinopteri, Labriformes, Labridae.
CUCGGGAAAAUACGUCAUCUCUCCUCGCCUGUAUUCUCUCCCUCUUCGAACUGCACUGGCUAUUUUGCCGAAUUUUCCCUCUCUGAGCUCCGGGUGGUCGUUAAAGAGGAGCAGCAGUAUGGGUCCCGUAGAGGUAAAUUAAUCUGUUCUGUAUUAAUCUGAUCGAUUAUCUGAUUAUUGAGCAAAAAAACCAACAAAAAACACUAUCUUGUGUUUGAGUUGUGCUCUCAGUUUUAGGCUGUUUGACCCUAUGUGUCUGUGUGUGUUGGUGGAAAUGUCGCUAACAGCUUGAGCAUGGGGUACAUUUGUGUACAUUUGUGUACAUUUGUCCUAAAGUAAAACACACACAGAAGAGAGGAAAUUAUAAAGAGAACUCCGUGUUUGGGUUGAGAGUGAGAGAAAGAGUUCUCGACCAAUCCUCGUUCAUAUUUCUGUUGACUUUUUGUUAUUCACCUUAAAAGUGAAUUUCUCAUUGAACAGAACAUUUUAAACCUCUAAUUCACAUUAAAGAAAGUCUGCUUUGGGAAUCGGGUGGUGAUGGACAGACUUAAAAGGCUGCUUUUACCACGAGUCAACUAAAAUAACCUAAAGGAUUAAAUGGCAUUUGUAACUUUGAUAUUAAAUGCCCAAAUCUGUACUAUUCUUUUUAUAAAUCUUGAUUUAAACUCGGAGUGUGCUCAGAUUUUUGGCUGUUAUUAACUUUCAGGGUCUGUAUGUGAUUUCUAGGCUCACUGUGACUGUGUAUUUACCAAGCAGCACCAAAAGGUUAUUACUAGUUUGUUGCGGUUUCCGCUGUCAUUUUCCACAAUAUAUAGAUAAUAACAGGAUUCUGGACACAAAAUUAUUAAAUGUCUUUUAGAAACAGUCCUUGUUUUUGAAAGUCUACCAGUGUAUUUCUAUAAUUUAAACUAAAAUUCAAAUUAACAAGAUUUUCAGGUGAAAAUGUCUUCUUUUUUUGCUCUUUUCACAAUACAAACUGGGGGAAAAAAACAACUUAACUCCAAUUCUAUGAGUGUUUUUACAGUUUAAUUGUGUGUUUGUGUCAUUAUCCAAACAAGCACCAGAGGGAAGCAAAAUAGGAAAUUAAAGCUGUAAAACCCUUCAGUGAACAGUGAGUGGAGCAGCAUUAGUCACAGCAGCAAGUUCAGGCACCAGGCGCUCAGGUGAUCGUUCUCACAUGUGAUCCAGGUGACUGAUGUGUGUGGUCUCUGUUCUGCAGCUGCUGCACAUGUCCGUCUUCUCUCAGAGUUUCUCCCCCUGCGGUCGAUUCCUGGCAGCCGGGAACAACUACGGAGAGAUUGCCCUCUUCAGGUGAGACCGCACACAUAUGCACCUGUUUGUCUGUGUGAAGGUGUGUUAACUAUAAUAAUGUCUGUGUGAACUGUCCCAGCCUGUCUGCAGCUCUGAGUCCAGACGCCACCGCUCUAAGUCAGAAACCCGUCCUCACCUUCACAGGUGAGCAGACACACACACACACACACACACACACACACACACACACACACACACACACACACACACACACACACACACACACUGGCAAACUUUAGCGCAAUGCCCCUUUAACAAACAGAAUAAUAUAACUGCUAAUCUUUCCAUCAGCUCAUGAGGGCCCUGUGUUUUCUCUGCUCUCCACCAACUGUCACCUCCUGAGCGCUGGGAAUGGAGAGAUCAGUGCCUGGAGCUGGAACGAACUGAUCAAGAAGGUGACUGUCACUUUAAAUUGAGUUAAAAAUACAUAUUUUUUUAAAGGGCUCAGGCACAGAUGAAGACAGAGAAUAAAUGAAAAGAGAAACUGAAGUAUGUUGGUGAUCAGAGGUCAACUCAGAAGAGUUUCAUAUAAAGAGAAAUUGUAGUAUUUUAAACUUUAAGAGCAUUUUUAGUGUCUCGAUGACCUGAAGCUGACUUUUCAGAGCAGACAAAUCCGCCAGAUUUCAUGUCUGUCAUCAAACAGAUUCAUCUUGCAAAAUUUUAAGCUGUUUUAUCCAUUUCUGGUCAGAGAAUGAACGGCCAAUCAGUAUCAUUCUGGUAGAAAAAGCCAUUAAGACAUGGGGGUUCAAUAGUGUCGAGCCUACAAAUGAUGGCGGCUUUGAAGAGAUGAAGGUGGAUGCAGCUGUAGGAGAAGUUUUACAAAAAUUCUCUGUAUGAUCAGGAAAGAGUUUCUCUGCUGAGUUUGUCUGACUUUUGUCUUUUUGUCUCCUCAGAAUGUCAAACCCAUGUGGACAAAACGACCAAACUACAAGUGAGACCCUCUUUCUUGCUUUCUUUCCUUCUUCCUUCCUUCCUUCCUUCAGUUGGCUCUUAGUCUGUCUGCAGGCUGCAGCUCUGAGCCGUCUGAUGUGUUUCUGUCUUCAGAUCCAGUCUGGAGAUCCCUGAGAUCAACGCCAUGAUCAUCAACCCCAGAGUGAGUCUGAACACCCCUCAAACUGACCUUGAACCAUUUUUUUGCAUCUUCGAGAAAUCCCCAGUCUAGAUCAGUACAGUGUGCAGUUAUUUAAGUUUUAAUUUCUAAAGCUGGGAAAAACGGGCCUUACUCUGGUCUCUAACAGUCUAAUCUGAUUAGAUUUAAUCUGAUUCUGUAUUGUCAUAAUGGGAAAAAGGAACAGAGUAGUGAGCUGUCACCCAGCCAAACCGCUUCCUGUGUGAAGUGCCGUACCAAACUGAAACCAACUGCACUGAACUGUACCAACUUGUGCAGACAUCCACCAAAUUGUUAUUAAAUGUGUCAAAUUGCAUCAAACUGAACUAGACAGUCCAACUCGUUCCUUCUUCAGUCCUGGAUCCUGGUUAUUAAACUCUGUCUCAGUCUGUGGUGCAUUCAGGGUCUAGGCUGAGCUCUGUCUCUCUGUUUCAGGACAACAGUCUGGUGGUCGGGGGAGGAGACAACAACAUCCACAUCCUGGAUCUGGAACAUGGAGUCUUCAAGGUCUGUCCUGAAAAAUCCUUGAACCCCUCUCACUGGUUAGUUUAGGAGUUUGUGGUGUUGAUUAACAGACCCUCUCUCUGUGUUUUCAGGCUGUGCUGCAGGGUCACUCGGACUAUGUGCACUGUGUGAGUGUUAGAGAGAGGGAGGGGGAGAUCCUGUCCGGGGGGGAGGACGGAGCUGUGAGGAUGUGGGGUGAGAAAGGCGGACAUGUUAGUUUCGGAUGGAAACAGCAGGUUUUUUAUAUAUACAGUAUAUAUUAAUAUAUGUGUGAUGUGAUGUUUGUGUUCAGACAGCCGGACAGGUCAGAGUGUUCACUGCAUCGAGGUCUACAAGUACGAGGUGAGAAAGCUCAGAUGAUCAUCUUUAAAUGCUUUUUCUCCUUAUGUCUUAUUUUCUCGAGCACUCCUCUCCUCUCUCUUCACUAAUUUAUACAAUUUAUAAAAAAUUAUAAAAAUUCUACCAUCAAAAAGAAACCAUUAAGACUCAGUAAUGUGAAACAAUAAGCUUCAUUAAGUAAAAUCCUGAGCCUUGAGAGUGGAGUUUUGAGUUUGUAAGCGCUUUCAGAGUUUUUCAAUUUUCUUGAGUUUUCAGAUAUUUUAGAGUUAAGAGUUGUUAGUUUUUUUAAGUUGAGUAUUUAAAGCAAUUUUAGAGUUUUGUGGGGUUGUUAGAUUUUGGACUUCAUAUUUUUAGAUUUUUUUAGAGUUUUAACCUUUUUAAGAGUUCAGAGUUUUGUUUUUAGAGUUUUAAUAUAUUUUUUUAAAGGUUUUUAUUCAUGUUUAGAGUUUUUGUUCAUGUUUCAGAACUGUGCUCGGCCUCAGUAUGGGAAAUGGAUCAGCUGUGUGACCACAGACUCUGAUUGGAUGGUGAGGAAACUCUCAAAUUUUAUACUUCUUAAGUUUCUGAGGUUAUCAUGUUAAGUUUAACACGGACUGUUAAAUAGUUUCUGUCUCUUAACAUAGAUUUUCCUCAUAUUUCCUCCAGCAAACUGUAUUUAAAUAGUAAUAAAGCAGUCAGAUUUUUGUUGUAAGAGCUUAAAUUGUGUCUGUGUCUAUCCAGCUGUGUGGUGGAGGACCGCAUCUGUCCCUGUGGCAUCUCCGUUCUCUAUCUCCAACCUCCAUCUUUCCUCUAAAAGGCUGUCAAAGACAGGCUGUCUUCCACCAGGACAUGGUGAGCCCUCUCUCUUAUCCUCUGACAAGCUCCCGUAACAAGCUCUAGAAGGUCUUAAAAAGAUAAAAACUCUAACAUCAAGACAAGAAGUUUUAAUAAUUUAAACUUAUGUGAUAGUUUUUGUAUUUUCCACUUUUUCUUUUAAAUCUUGUUUUUGAGAUUUUUAGGAGAUCUUUAUCUGCAUUAGGGCCGAUCUUGUUCAGUCUCAGUGACAUUAACUCCUCCUCUGUCUCAUCCUGAAGAUCAUGUCUGUAGGUGAAGGUCCGUUCGUGUCUCACUGUCUGCUGGGCGGAGACAUCAAAGCUCAGAUUCCCUGCACACCGCAGAGCCUGAACACCCUGCAGUUCAACAGCAACAGCACUGAGCACAGGGUGAGUCAGUGAACGCACCACAGCCUCCAUCACCUGAUUGUGUGUGAAGCUCUUCUUAAACGGCACAUAAAUCUGUCUGUGUUUCAGGUCCUGACGGUGGGCGGCAGCAGCGACCACAUCGAUGUGUUCACUAACCUGUCGUACAGAGCGUUUUCUCUCAGCUUCUGAAACAGAGAGUACAACAUGCCGACAUUUUUUAUACUUCACGAACUCUGCUGAGAUUUUUUACCAUUUUCCUCAUGAUAAUAAAAUGUUUUUUCUUGUUUUGUACAAACGGGGUCACUUAUUUGUAACAAAACAUUAUGAAUCAAAAAGCAGAGACCAAUUAAGUGUCUACAGGAAAAAAACAUCUGCAUGGAGAGCAAAUGCAGGAGAACACAAUCCAUCAUAACCUGCUCCCAGGGUUGAUAAUCUAAUUUUUUUCCCCUAUUGUGGCUCCAAUCCUCAAAUAUAUGUCAGAGUGCAUGCAACUUGCUGUUAACAGUGAACAACUCGCCGAAAACAAAUUACGCCUCUGCGUUACUUACAGUUUACAGACUCAAAACUAAUGAGUUUUGAUGUAUAAAUUGGACUAAAUUAGGACUGUAAUUUACUAUAAAAAGUGAAAAUGAGACAAAAACUAGAUGAAGCCUAAUUAGUUACAAUUCACAACAAAGUUAGCCCCUUUGUAACUAACUAUUCACAGUGAAACCGAGACUAACCACCAACAGAUUACCGUAAGUUUCUGAUUGGAUUAUGAACACAUGAAAAUUUUAGUUUAUCGCUGACUGUGGUUUACACUGGAAUUACAGAAUAAUUUGUUAUCUAAUCAGUGAAUAUGAGUGCUGACGUUGGGCCUUGACUUGGAAAUUUACACUCGUGAAGUGAUAAUUAAAAUGUCAGCUACUGAAACCGGUUCAAAAGACAAAACUGAAAAGUUUAAUUGUGACAAAAAAAUACAUUUUUUUUACUUUAAAAGCAAACAAACAUUUUCAGGUUUUUUUUACAUUAGAGUCCCUCUGAGGUCCAAACUCAUCAGUCCAGCCUGUGCCUCCUUCAGGGAGCACAGUAAUGUCAGGAAAACUGAGUGCUCAGCUGUUCACAGGCUAUGUCUUAACCCUUUUUGUUUGUUGUUUCAGAAAUCAACAAUAGAUAAAUGUAAACUCCUGAAACCUGCAGCUGAGCAGUUCCUUCAGUCUGAUAUUAAAACAUUAUUUAAUUUACCCAAAAUGCAUCAGAAGUAACACCAGCCAUCAGGAUUCCAUAACAGUCUGUUCGUGGUGCGUUCAGGAAUUUAGAUGAAGGUGCGACAAAGCAGUUCCUUUUAUUGAAUGAAAGCCACCAGCAGGUGGAGCAGCUUCUUAUUUUACACGUCUAAUAAACCUGUCAGAGUCUCGCUAUAGUGUUUGGGUAAAAAAAGUGUCUGUGUCACACAGGUGAUCUCAGGAAGGUCCAUGUGGGCGGGACUUCAGGCGGCGGAUAGACAGGCCUGGCGGACGCUCUGAGCCCAGACGUUGAGCAACUCGGUUACUGAGUGUUUGUCGGGUAGCUGCAGCAGUUUGGACGUCAUGUUUUUAUGUACUGUCUGCAGGAAGUUGUUCGCACCUGAGGGAUCAGAGGGAGAGGAUCAUGUGACCAGAACAUAAUGACAUCAGUGGUUAGGACCUGUCUGUCUUUUACAACUAUUUACACUUUUCAAAACUACGACAAUAAUGUUCUGUGACACAAAGACGUAAGACAGUUCAAAAUCACAUUAUCAGAAAAAGCAAAAAAACAACAAGAGAGGCCUUUUUAAGUAAAACACUCUUUUCAGCUGCACAUCAGGGCCAGGGAAAAUGACUAACAGGACUGACUGGUGGUUUUAGUAAUAAACUAGUCGGUCAGUUACAGAAAUAUCCACAGGUAAAUAUCCCAAAACACCUCUGCUGUGGACAGAAUUAUUCUAUUGAAAAGAGUUAAAACAUUUUUAACGAUAUCUGUAGAGGCCUCAGACUAUCUGCUGAUUUCUCUCAUCUACUUCAUUCCCCAAAUCUUGCUUUAAUUACAAACUUUAUUCUUAACGAUUGAACUUAAUUCUCUGCGUUAAUGUUUUUUUUGUAAUCUACACUGAAUUUAAAUGUUCAACUGCAGUCUGACUCCUAAAAUUCACUGAAAUUUGAAGCUGUGCCCCUUAAAGUUUCUGCCUUUUUCUCAAAAUAAACCCAGUAGAUCUGCUUUUAUGACUUUGUUCUCAACAUUCAGCUCUCCUCUGUCAUCGACACGCCUUUAUUUGCUCAGAUGUGAUUGUUGGUGUUGUUCAGGGUCUGAUAGUUUCUACACUGAGUUUAUAUCUUUUCAUUAAAAGCACCAAAUUUAAAGUC